AACUCGAACCCGAGCAGAACGACCGACCGUACUUCUGGUUCCCCGUCCACCUCCUCCCCACCGCGCGAUCCAUGGCGUUCGCCGGCAUCCGCUCCGGCGUCCUCAGAUCGGUGGCGGGUGUGGACGGUCUCGCCGCCGCCGCCGCGGCGCGCCCCACUCCUCUCCUCCCGCGCGUCCACCUCGCCGGCGACGGCACGGGGCGGAUGGCGACCACCAUCGGGUUCUGCCCCCGUCUCAGAGCCGCGCCGCCGUCCUGCAAGAAGGCGGAGGCGGACCCGGCGCCGUCUCUCCAGGAUGCGGUGGUGGCGGUGGAUGCUGUGCUGCGUGCCCCUCCACCUCCCCAAGAGCAUGGCGGCAAGAUGGCGGCGAUUCUGGAGUUUCUGAAGAAACACUCGCUCAAUCUACUGAUCCUUGCCCUGUGCCUCUUCGUGGGUGCGCUCGCUUUCAAGGGAGAGGAGAAGGUGAUCGUUGCGGUGACUGACGAGGAGAAGGCGAUUAUCGCGGUGAAAGUGUGCGACAAGGCUAACAAGAUAUACAACAUCCUCUCCAAGAUCGCGCCGAUUGUGGUGGACUUCAUCCGUAUUUUUGGACGGUAGCUAACUGCCAUCGAAGAUGUGAAGAGUACUUUGGCCCAGGAGUCGACAUUAUGCAGAUAAUAGGAGGUUGAGGUUGAUACUAUGCAGGCAAUAGGAAGUUUACCUAGAUAGGUUCAGUGGAUUUAUUAGCUAGAUAUAUUCAGGAUUUGAUUUGCUGCCCUAUGUCACACAUAUAAUCCAGUUUGUUUGGAUUUAUUAGCUAGAUAUAUUCAGGAUUUGAUUUGCUGCCCUAUGUCACACAUAUAUCCAGUUUGUUUUUGAUGGGUAGCACCGUGAUGCUCGAAGGGAUAUCGUCAUAUCGACACAUGUUGGCACAUUUUAAGCUGGCCCAUUUUAUAUCUGAAAUAUAUGUGCUUUGGUUUUUUCUGCGAA
Oryza sativa Japonica Group (Japanese rice) is the source of this 968-nucleotide messenger RNA. RefSeq lists its product as uncharacterized. NCBI's taxonomy places the organism in Eukaryota, Viridiplantae, Streptophyta, Magnoliopsida, Poales, Poaceae. The record is from RefSeq and is a predicted model, not a curated record.